Molecule: messenger RNA, 696 nt
Organism: Polyodon spathula (Mississippi paddlefish)
Lineage: Eukaryota; Metazoa; Chordata; Actinopteri; Acipenseriformes; Polyodontidae
Product: anthrax toxin receptor 1-like
Exons: 5
Coding region: 39-494 (151 amino acids)
Cellular component (GO): membrane
Molecular function (GO): signaling receptor activity
Source: RefSeq, a predicted model, not a curated record
CGCUGUUAGUCCUGUUCUUAUUACUGGGUCUUCUUUUGAUGUGGUGGUUCUGGCCUCUAUGUUGCACUGUGGUGAUUAAAGAGCUCCCACCUCCACCACCCCCUGAGUCUGAAUCUGAAGAUGAGGAUGGAAUGCCAAAGAAAAAAUGGCCAACAGUUGAUGCGUCUUACUAUGGAGGCAGAGGAGUUGGAGGCAUAAAAAGAAUGGAGGUACGCUGGGGUGGCAAAGGUUCAACAGAAGAAGGAGCCAAACUGGAGAAACCCAAGAAUGCUGUAGUUAAAAUGCCCGAACAAGAGUUUGAACCCUUUGAGCCAAAGCCAAAGAGAUUUAGCAGGAGGCAGCCUCAGGAGAGAAAAUGGUACACGCCAAUCCAGGGCAAGCUUGAUGCAUUGUGGGCACUGUUUCAGAGGGGCUAUGAUCAAGUGUCUCUCAUGAGGCCACUACCUGGAGAUCAGGUAAGUGGAAUACAUGUAUCGCAUAUAACAUAUUAUUAGACUCAGACAGUAUUGGGUGUGGCUUUUUAUCCUCUAAAGUACAAUCUUGCGUGUCUCCAGACAAGGAUUGGCAUAGUGUAAUGGAAAGUAUCCAAUUUAGCUCAAACACUAGGGCUAUUAAUACAAAUAUAAUGCAGAAUUUGCAGAAAUGUUUAUUUAUUGGCCUUUAGUCUAACAAUAACAUCCCCCACUUAUAAAAAAA